Messenger RNA from Bemisia tabaci, 2243 nucleotides. NCBI's taxonomy places the organism in Eukaryota, Metazoa, Arthropoda, Insecta, Hemiptera, Aleyrodidae. The record is from RefSeq and is a predicted model, not a curated record.
CGAACACACGAUGGAGCCCAUUCGAAUUGAAAAUGAAUCAAAGGUGGUCAGUUUUUACACAGGAAAGAACAUUUUGAUCACAGGCGCCACUGGGUUUAUGGGCAAAGUUCUGAUCGAGAAAUUGUUGAGGACAUGCAAAGGUGUUGGUCGUAUCUAUCUCAUGGUUCGGCAGAAAAAAGGCAAGACCAUCGAGCAAAGGACUCAAACCUUAUUUGGCGAGGAGGAUUAUUAAAGGAUGGCCAAAUACUUACACAUUUACAAAGCAAGUCGCUGAAGACUGUGUCCAGCAUUUCGGGAAAGGCCUCCCAGUGGCAAUUUUUCGACCUUCAAUAAUUAUUGGUUCGAGCGAAGAGCCAGUUCCCGGCUGGAUAGACAAUCUGUACGGCCCGACGGGUGUUUGCGUUGCAGUUGGGGCGGGGAUCAUGCGCACUUCUUUGUCAGAUCCCACCAAGGUGGCCGAUAUCAUUCCUGUCGACUACUGCGUCAACGCCAUGAUCAGUCUAGCGUGGGAUGUUGCAACUAACAGAAAUGAGGACUCACUGGACAUUCCGGUUUACAAUUAUGUUUCUUCCUGUGAUAACCCUAUCACGUGGGGUGACUACUUCCACUACAAUAUGAAAUAUGGAACUGCAAUGCCUUGCAGCAGAGCUAUAUGGUAUUACACCCUAACAAUGACCAAGAGUCGAUUCCUGUUCGCUAUCUUAAGUUUCUUCUUCCAUACCUUACCAGCCAUGCUCAUGGAUUUAGCUUUGGUCGCAACAAACCACAAAAGAAGGAUGAUGACAGCAUAUGCUAAAAUACACAAGUUCCUCGAGGUUAUAGCAUUCUUCAGCACGAAGCAGUGGAAGUUCAGCAACAACAACGUGAGAGCGUUGUGGGAUAAAAUGAGCCCCGCGGACAGGGAGGCGUUCAAAUUCGACAUGUCCACCCUGGAUUGGCAGUCCAUGCUCAAGGAGAACGUUACAGGUGUCCGCAAGUAUCUCCUCAAGGACCCGCCAACCACGAUCCCGGCCGCCAGAAGACGCAUGUUCCUACUGCACAUUUUGCACCGAGUCCUCCAGCUGGUUCUGAUUGGAUUAUUUGUAUGGAUGGUUUACGGGCUUUCUCGAUAUCUAUCUCAUCACACAACAUCUUUCGAAUCUACGGUGUCAAAUAAGGAUACUGUUCAAUUGAUAGCAGCUCGUUUCUCGCGAUGAAGUCUAGUCUGUAACACCAUGAUACUUGGAGUGACACGCUUUAAUUUAUUUGAAUUUUUUGGAAUUUAUUUCAAUAGAUAAUAUAAAAAUGUUAGGAGAUAAGAGAUAACAAUGUGAUAUUUUUUUGGCUGUCAAUCACGGAUGUCCAAUCGAGAACGAUUCUUUUUCUGGACUAAUUUGCGAGCACUCUGUGUAGUAUAGAAUGGUCUGAUUUACUUCAAUCGAAUAUUCUAUCGAUUCAGACUGAUUUAACCCUGUGAAUGCUCUCUUUACGAUUAGUAUUUAUUUUCUUGUGUUCUGCACGCUGCGCUUGUGUGAUGCAGAAUUAUACCAGGGCUUAUCCCCUGUGAACGAAUAUUUUCCGCAAAUAAUAAAGGCUUCGGAUACAUACAUUUGUAAGAAAAUUUUAUGAAAUAGUGUAGGUCAAAGAAUGACAAAACACAUAAUGCAAACUUACAUUGUUGAAUAGUGUUUUGAAAUGUUAACACAUCUAAACGCUUCAGAAUAGGAUGCAGUCAAUUUAUUUUGUUCAAAAGAUAGGCAAGUAUGACGGGCGACGAGUCUUUAUACCAGAAGAUAUGAUGAUUUCGUGAAGAUUUGAAAAGUCAAUAUUUUCUGUUUGGUUUUAGAUUCCCUUUUUUCUACGAUGACCUUACUUUUACAAAUAAGAAUGUUUUUUAAUACUUUUUUAACAUUUCCGCAAGGUCAAGAAUAUUCAAAAUUUUCAUUGAAAAUACUUGAGACAGUUAAAUGAAAGAGUCUAUACCUACACACUGAUACUAAAGCAAUGAAUGUUAGUAUACCCGUUUUUCAGACGCACUAUUUAUAAUACUAUUUUUUUUCGUAUCCUACCCAUCAAUUUAACCGAUGGUCCUUAUCUAAAAUUUUCUGCUUAUUUUUUGUAUUCUACUGUUAAGAAUUUUAGUAUUUUAAAUUCGUUUAAAACCGAACCACGCUUUGCUUCGGCAAAUCCUGGUUUUAUAUCCUGUGAUGUAGUUAUAUGUGGAAUUUUUUUUAUUUCUAAAUUAAAAUUAAUUUUAUGUAUUA